CUUAAAUAUCAAUCAAGAAGUGAGGCGGGAGAGAGAGAUCGAGAGAGAGGCGACCAGGGGUUUGAUCAAUCUUGCAUUGUGCUUCAAUAUCGACGUUGAGAGCCAGAUUUCGAAGUGGGUUUCAGGUUUCGUCCGACGGAAGCCGAGCUCGUCGAUUUCUACCUUCGGAGGAGGACGCGAGGAGACCUCACGACACCGAAGCGUUUCGUUCAGGAGCUCGACGUCUACAAGCGCCAGCCGUGGCACCUCCCGCAUCACCUCUUCCCGCACUGCGACGCGGAAGAGAAGGAGAUGUACUUCUUCACUCGGAGACGCCGCGCGAGUAUAGCAACAGCUCCAAAAGAUUCAACCGGGGCGUCGACGAAGGAGGUUCGUGGGUCGGUCACGCCGCGGGCAGGCCCAUCUACAAAACAGAACAAGCUGGGGAUAACAAGGAGGAGAUCGAGAUCGGGCACGGGGCGCAGUUGGCGUUCAAGUUGUUCGAUGAUCCCAGCGAUAAGAAGAGUAAGAGGGGCACCACGUGGGUCAUGCACGAGUAUCGCCUCGUCGAUGACAAGGCUGAUGACGUUGUGCUCUGCAGAAUCCACAGGAGGAAGGGCAAGGGAAAGGAGGAGGAGGAGGAGAGGGUGGCACCGGUGAUUGAUACGCAACGGAGGGAACUGAUGGAGGUGGAGGCGGAGCAAAGGCGAGUGAAGAGGCGGAGAACAGGAGGAGGAGGAGGAGACGACGAAGAAGAAGAAGCCCAUCAGGCCUCUGCCGUCGAUACUGACGACGGGCUAAUCACAAUGACGCUAGAUGAAGUUAACACAACCUUGGACGAGCUUCCUUCAAAUGCCUCGCGGCAGCAAUCGGUAGACCCCGUGGACGUAGAGCAACUUUCGGAAUGCCUCGAAGUCGAACCCUUAGCUUGGUUCGACGGCCCGUCCUUUCGUCGAGACGUCAGCCACUCAGGAUUGCUUGAACCCGCCAUUGCCGGCUUUUGCUGCCGAUGAGCACUGUAAUUUUUUUUUUUCCAGACAAGCACCGGCCAUCUGCGAGGACUUAGUAUUUUAGAGUUGAAGA
Asparagus officinalis (garden asparagus) is the source of this 1062-nucleotide messenger RNA. RefSeq lists its product as uncharacterized. Gene Ontology annotation, biological process: regulation of DNA-templated transcription. Gene Ontology annotation, molecular function: DNA binding. The transcript has 2 exons. The record is from RefSeq and is a predicted model, not a curated record. Lineage: Eukaryota; Viridiplantae; Streptophyta; Magnoliopsida; Asparagales; Asparagaceae. The coding region runs from base 528 to 992 and encodes 154 amino acids.